AUGAAACUACAUUAAUGUUAAACAAACCAGCCUAACAAUGAUAUGAUUUUUGGUCAUAGAAUUGGCACUAAAAAGAUAGUAGCAGAGAAACAAGAAAAAGUAUAAAAUUUAAUAGCUUAUUUAGGUUAUUAAGCAUAUUAGAUAAUUACCAAGAAGCAAAGAAGAUAAUUAUUUUCAUGAAGCUAUUAAGGCCAAUGAAUAAUAUGAUCUUUUUCUUGAAAAGUAUCUCUUUACUUAAUUAUCUUUAUAGGAUGAACACUUUUAAGAUUCAACAAGCAUUAAUUUUAACUAAAUAACGAUUUUAAGAUGAUAAUAAAUAUGCCAAUCUAUUAGAGUAUGUUCCGGAAGAAAAGACCAACGAUAAGAAAAUUAAAAAAGAACUUGAAUCCUAUAUUGAUAGAUAUGUUACUAUGAAAAAAGGACCUGCUCCAAGACAUCCAUAAUUUUAUUAUUUUAUUUGA
This is a messenger RNA of Paramecium sonneborni, 461 nucleotides long. The record is from the annotation of a GenBank genome assembly. Lineage: Eukaryota; Ciliophora; Oligohymenophorea; Peniculida; Parameciidae.